Vanrija pseudolonga is the source of this 1643-nucleotide messenger RNA. It is a transcript of the gene DJP1, whose product is annotated as DnaJ-like protein 1. Gene Ontology annotation, cellular component: cytosol. NCBI's taxonomy places the organism in Eukaryota, Fungi, Basidiomycota, Tremellomycetes, Trichosporonales, Trichosporonaceae. The transcript has 6 exons. Gene Ontology annotation, biological process: protein import into peroxisome matrix. Bases 89 to 1525 code for a protein of 478 amino acids. The record is from RefSeq and is a predicted model, not a curated record.
CGUCACACUUUUGUUUUGACCCUCUAUACACAAAGUUUCAUUUCUCUUCUCAUCUUUCCAUUCAAUCCACUUGGUCUACUCAGCAACCAUGCCGCCCAAGGACACGGAGCUCUAUGACAUCCUCGAGGUCACCUACGAGGCGACAGACAUUCAGCUGAAAAAGUCGUACCGCAAGCUCGCAAUCAAAUGGCACCCGGACAAGAACAACUCGCCCGAGGCCGAGGCCAAGUUCAAGGAGAUUGGAGAGGCCUAUCAGAUUCUCUCCGACCCCGACAAGCGCGCCUUCUAUGACAAGGUCGGCCGCGCGGGCAUGAACCAGCCCGAGAAUGCCAUGGAGGACCCGCAAGAGAUCUUUGGCAAGAUCUUUGGUGGAGAGGCUUUCUACGACUACAUUGGCGAAAUCGCGCUCGUCAAGGACUUUACGAGCACCAUGGAUGUGGUCAUGACCCCCGAGGAGCGUGCAGAGAUGGAGGCGGCCAAGGCCGAGGCCUCUGGUGCUUCGACGAACCCGGUCCCUGCCGCACCAGCUGGCAUCGACUCCAAGGCUGGCGUCGAGGCCAAGGCUGCCGCCGAGGCCAAGGCUGCUGCUGAGGCUGCCCCUGUUAACCGCGCCAGCACCUCGGCUGAUGGACCUCCUGGUUACGACUCGACUGGCUCCGGUGGCUCCACCCCCGCCCAGGCUGGCAGCAGCAGCGACCUCGCGGCCAAGAAGGGAGAGGACAAGAAGGGCAAGGCGAAGCUCACUCCCGAGCAGAAGGCCAAGCUCGACGCUCUUGAGGAGGAGAAGGACAAAGAGCGCAAGGCGAGGAUUGACGAGCUCACCAAGAAGCUCAUCGGGCGCAUCCGUCCGUUUGUCGACGCCAAGCACCCUGGUGACAUCAACGACCCUGAGACCAAGGCCUUUGAGGCUAGGAUAAGGACUGAGGCCGAGGACCUCAAGCUCGAGUCGUUUGGUGUCGAGCUCCUGCACACCAUCUCGGGCGUGUACAUCACCCGCGCUGGCAACUUUAUCAAGAGCAAAAAGUUCUUUGGUGGCGGCUUCUUUGGCAGACUCAAGGAGAAGGGUGGCAUGGUCAAGGAGGGCUGGGGUCUGCUCGGAUCUGCCAUGGGCGUCCAGGCUGCCAUGGCCGAGAUGGAGAGGCUAGAGCAGAAGGGCACGGCGACUCCUGAUGAGCUCGCAGCUCUUGCCGAGGACCUGUCGGCCAAGAUGCUCCUGACGACAUGGCGCGCGACCCGCUGGGAGGUUAUCAACAUUCUUGGCCCUGUCGUGGACAAUGUGCUCUACGAGCCCGGCCUUUCCAAGGACGUCGCUGUCCGCCGCGCCAAGGCCAUCAUGACCAUUGGCGGCAUCUUCAAGGAGGUGCAGGCUGACGAGACGGACGAGGAGCGCCGUGAGCUCGAGCGCCUGGUCCAGAAUGCGGCCGGCAAGAAGAAGAAGGCUGAGAAGAAGCCGGCCGGACGCCGCGCCUCACCACCAGCGGGCGAGGCCGUCCCGCCAGAGGUUGCCGAGAAGCUCAAGGCGUGAGCGGGCGUGGCGCGGGUUGCGGGUGAGGCAUGCGAUAGCGACGCAUAAUAGAUGCCUUGUGUUCUACAGUUCAGUUCAUCUCGCAGAGAUUGGAGAUGCCAUGUUCUUUUUCUGAUGC